Molecule: messenger RNA, 1116 nt
Organism: Penicillium coprophilum
Lineage: Eukaryota; Fungi; Ascomycota; Eurotiomycetes; Eurotiales; Aspergillaceae
Product: glycoside hydrolase family 16 protein
Exons: 2
Coding region: 1-1116 (371 amino acids)
Biological process (GO): fungal-type cell wall organization; carbohydrate metabolic process
Cellular component (GO): fungal-type cell wall
Molecular function (GO): glycosyltransferase activity; hydrolase activity, hydrolyzing O-glycosyl compounds
Source: RefSeq, a predicted model, not a curated record
AUGGGGUCCUGGUCUUUUUUCUUCCUUUUGGCCCUGACGACGAUUGCCUGUGCCUCUAAUGCUACUACCGAAUACACUGGAACGGAUUGCAACCCCCUCAAAAAGACAUGUAGUGCGGAUCCGGCCCUCGGAACCGAGCACACAUGGCAGUUCAACUCUACUCUUGACAGCGAGCUCUGGGACAUGAGAACUGGAACUCUGGACUACACAUCCGAAGGAGCGGACUUCACCAUCAAAACGGAAAAUGCGUCAACUCUUCUGGUCUCCAACUUCUACAUUUUCUUCGGCGUGAUGGAAGCACACGUCAAGAUGGCGAAGGGAGCCGGUAUUAUCAGCAGUGUGAUUCUCCAAUCCGACGACCUCGAUGAGAUUGACUGGGAAUGGGUUGGUUAUAACACGAGUGGAGUGCAGUCCGAUUUCUUCGGCAAGGGAAACACAACGACGAGUGAUCGGGGCGGAUAUCAUGCGGUUGCAAAUGCAGAUACCGAGUUCCACAAUUACACUUCGUAUUGGGAUAAAGAUCGUCUUGAGUGGUGGAUUGAUGGUGACUUGGUGCGGACAGUGAACUACUCCGAGCCGUUGACUGUGUAUGGCAAAAACUAUCCCCAAACACCCUGCCAGGUCAAGGUCAGCAAUUGGCCUGUUGGUAUCAAGGGACAAUCACAAGGCAACCUCGAUUGGGGAGGUGGAUUGGUUGACUGGUCCGAUGUUCCAUUUACUAUGACUGUAUCAAAGAUCCGCGUUCAGGACUUCUCCAGUGGAAAGGAGUACAAGUACACCGGGCAUACGGGCACGCGUGAGAGUAUUGAAGUAGUCAGUGGAAACUCUACCGCCAUUACCCAAAUCAACAAGCAACCAGCCAAGACUCUAUCCCAGAAAUGGGACGAUCUUGGCUCAGGGGCCCAUAUCGGUGUAUAUUGUGGUGCAGGUGUUGCUGCUGCUCUUCUCCUUGGGGCAUUCAUAUUUUAUUGUUUGAAGCAACGCCGGAGCGGUCGUCUACAACGCGCCUUGCACGAUGGUGAAUACAACGCAGAGCUCACGACGUUGGAGCAGUCGAAGUUGAGAUGGCGGCAAAGUGAAUUGCGUAGUAAAGGCAGCUACCAGCCUGUCCCUUGA